Molecule: messenger RNA, 4740 nt
Organism: Chrysochloris asiatica (Cape golden mole)
Lineage: Eukaryota; Metazoa; Chordata; Mammalia; Afrosoricida; Chrysochloridae
Gene: EPRS1
Product: glutamyl-prolyl-tRNA synthetase
Exons: 32
Coding region: 1-4533 (1510 amino acids)
Biological process (GO): prolyl-tRNA aminoacylation; glutamyl-tRNA aminoacylation; translation
Cellular component (GO): cytoplasm; aminoacyl-tRNA synthetase multienzyme complex
Molecular function (GO): ATP binding; glutamate-tRNA ligase activity; proline-tRNA ligase activity
Source: RefSeq, a predicted model, not a curated record
AUGGCGACACUCUGCUUGACCGUGAAUACGGGAGAUCCUCCCCUGGGAGCUUUACUGGCAGUCGAACAUGUAAAAGAUAAUGUCAGCAUUUCCAUUGAAGAAGGGAAAGAAAAUAUUCUUCGUGUUUCUGACAAUGUGUUAUUCACGGACAUAAAUUCCAUACUUCGUUACUUGGCUAGAGUUGCAACUACAGCUGGGCUCUAUGGCUCUAAUCUGAUGGAACAUACGGAGAUUGAUCACUGGGUGGAGCUCAGUGCUGCAAAGCUGUCUUCAUGUAACUCAUUUAUGCCUGCAGUCAAUGAACUGAAUCAUUGCCUUUCUCUGAGAACAUACCUAGUUGGAAACUCCUUGACUUUAGCAGAUUUAUGUGUUUGGGCCACCCUCAAAGGAAAUGCUACCUGGCAGGAGCAAUUGAAGCAGAACAAAGCUCCGGUCCAUGUAAAACGCUGGUUUGGCUUUCUUGAAGCCCAGCGGGCCUUUCAGUCAGUAGGUUCUAAGUGGAAUGUCUCAACAACCAGACCUAAAGUAAUACCUGAGAAAAAACAAGAUGUUGGGAAAUUUGUUGAACUUCCUGGUGCAGAGAUGGGGAAGGUUACUGUCAGAUUUCCUCCAGAGGCUAGUGGGUACUUACACAUUGGGCACGCAAAAGCUGCUUUGCUGAACCAGCACUAUCAGGUUAACUUUAAAGGGAAACUCAUCAUGAGAUUUGAUGACACAAAUCCAGAAAAAGAAAAGGAAGAUUUUGAGAAGGUUAUUUUGGAGGAUGUUGCAAUGUUACAUAUCAAACCAGAUCAAUUUACUUACACCUCAGAUCAUUUUGAAAUAAUAAUGAAAUAUGCAGAGAAGCUAAUUCAAGAAGGAAAGGCUUAUGUGGAUGAUACCCCUGCUGAGCAGAUGAAAGUGGAACGGGAACAGAGGAUAGAAUCCAAACACAGAAACAACUCUAUUGAGAAGAAUCUACAAAUGUGGGAAGAAAUGAAAAAAGGAAGUCAAUUUGGACAGUCCUGUUGUUUGCGAGCAAAAAUUGACAUGAGUAGUAACAAUGGUUGCAUGAGAGACCCAGCCCUUUAUCGCUGCAAAAUCCAACCACACCCCAGAACUGGAAGUAAAUACAAUAUUUACCCAACAUAUGACUUUGCCUGCCCUAUAGUGGAUAGCAUUGAAGGGGUUACACAUGCCCUCAGAACAACAGAAUACCAUGACAGAGAUGAACAGUUCUACUGGAUUAUUGAAGCUUUGGGCAUAAGAAAACCAUAUAUUUGGGAGUACAGUCGGCUAAAUCUCAACAAUACGGUGUUGUCUAAAAGAAAACUCACGUGGUUUGUCAAUGAAGGACUAGUAGAUGGAUGGGAUGACCCAAGAUUUCCUACAGUACGUGGUGUACUGAGAAGAGGGAUGACAGUUGAGGGACUGAAACAGUUUAUUGCUGCUCAGGGCUCUUCACGGUCAGUUGUGAAUAUGGAAUGGGACAAAAUCUGGGCAUUUAAUAAAAAGGUUAUUGACCCGGUGGCUCCCCGCUAUGUUGCAUUACUGAGGAAAGAAGUGAUCCCAGUGAAUAUUCCUGAAGCUCAAGAGGAAAUGAAAGAAGUUGCCAAACACCCAAAGAAUCCUGAUGUUGGCUUGAAGCCUGUGUGGUACAGUCCAAAAGUGUUCAUUGAGGGUGCUGAUGCAGAGACCUUGUCAGAGGGUGAGAUGGUCACAUUUAUAAAUUGGGGCAACAUCAACAUUACCAAAAUUCACAAAAACACAGAUGGAAAAAUUGUAUCUCUUGAUGCUAAAUUGAAUUUGGAGAAUAAAGACUUCAAGAAAACCACUAAGAUCACUUGGCUGGCAGAGACUGCACACGCUCUUCCUAUUCCAGCUGUCUGUGUCACUUACGAGCACCUGAUCACAAAGCCGGUACUGGGAAAAGAUGAGGAUUUCAAGCAGUAUGUCAACAAGAACAGUAAGCAUGAAGAGUUAAUGUUGGGAGAUCCCUGCCUUAAAGAUUUGAAGAAAGGGGAUAUAAUACAACUCCAGAGAAGAGGAUUCUUCAUAUGUGAUCAACCUUAUGAACCUGUUAGUCCAUACAGUUGCAGAGAUGCCCCAUGUGUUUUAAUAUACAUUCCUGAUGGACAUACAAAGGAAAUGCCAACAUCUGGGUCAAAGGAAAAGACCAAAGUAGAAACAGCAAAAAAUGAGACAACUCCAAAUAAGGAAAAGUCAGCACCAUCUCUGAAUAAUACCUGUGCAACACCUGAGGAUUCGUUGGUCCUUUACAACAGAGUGGCUGUUCAAGGGGACGUGGUCCGUGAAUUAAAAGCCAAGAAAGCCUCAAAAGAGGAUAUAGAUGCAGCUGUAAAACAGCUUUUGGCUUUGAAGGCUGAAUAUAAGGAGAAAACUGGCCAGGAAUAUAAACCUGGAAACCCCCCGGCUGCAGUCGUACAGAAUAUUUCUUCUAAAUCUUCAGAAAGUAUUCUGGACAGUAAAUCUCUUUAUGAUGAAGUUGCUGCACAAGGGGAGGUGGUUCGUAAACUGAAAGCUGAGAAAGCUCCAAAGGCUAAAGUGAAUGAAGCUGUAGAAUGCCUACUCUCUCUGAAAGCUCAGUAUAAAGAAAAGACUGGAAAAGACUAUGUACCCGGGCAGCCCCCCUUAUCUCAAAAUUCAGGUCCAGCAACCAGAAACUCUGAACCUACUGGGCCCCAAACACCGGAAGCCAAAAUACUUUUUGACAAAGUAGCUUUUCAAGGAGACGUAGUUCGAAAACUGAAAGCUGAAAAAGCCUCUAAGGAUCAAGUAGAUACAGCUGUACAAGAUCUCCUUCAGCUGAAGGCACAGUACAAGUCUCUGACUGGAGUAGAGUACAAGCCUGUCUCUGCUACUGGACCUGAGGAGACAGAUAAGAAGAAGAAAGAGAAAGAAAAUAAAUCUGAAAAGCAGAAUAAACCCCAAAAACAAAGUGAUGGUCAAAGGAAAGACUCUUCUAAAAGUCAAGGAAGUGGGCAGUCUUCAGGAGGGCCAGGAGAAGGGCAAGGACCUAAGAAACAGACCAGGUUGGGUCUUGAGGCAAAAAAAGAAGAAAAUCUUGCCGAUUGGUAUUCUCAAGUCAUCACUAAAUCAGAAAUGAUUGAAUACUACGAUGUAAGUGGCUGCUAUAUUCUUCGUCCCUGGGCGUAUUCCAUUUGGGAAUUCAUCAAGGACUUUUUUGAUGCUGAGAUCAAGAAACUUGGUGUGGAGAAUUGCUAUUUCCCCAUGUUUGUGUCCCAAGGAGCAUUAGAGAAAGAGAAGAGUCAUGUUGCUGACUUUGCCCCUGAGGUUGCUUGGGUUACAAGAUCUGGCAAAACAGAGUUGGCAGAACCAAUUGCUGUUCGUCCUACUAGUGAAACAGUCAUGUAUCCUGCAUAUGCAAAAUGGGUACAAUCACAUCGAGACCUGCCCAUCAGACUGAAUCAGUGGUGCAAUGUGGUGCGUUGGGAGUUCAAGCAUCCUCAGCCCUUUCUACGUACUCGUGAAUUCCUGUGGCAGGAAGGGCACAGUGCUUUUGCUACCUUUGAAGAAGCAGAGAAAGAGGUUUUAGAGAUACUUGACUUGUAUGCUCGGGUGUAUGAAGAACUGCUGGCAAUUCCUGUUGUAAAAGGAAGAAAGACUGAAAAGGAGAAAUUUGCAGGCGGAGAUUACACAACCACAGUGGAAGCAUUUAUAUCUGCUAGUGGAAGAGCUAUACAGGGAGGAACAUCACAUCAUUUAGGACAGAAUUUUUCCAAAAUGUUUGAAAUCAUUUUUGAAGACCCCAAGGCACCAGGAGAGAAGCAAUUUGCCUUUCAAAACUCCUGGGGCCUGACAACUCGAACUAUUGGGGUUUUGACGAUGGUUCACGGAGACAACAUGGGUUUAGUAUUACCACCCCAUGUAGCCUGUGUUCAGGUGGUGAUUAUUCCUUGUGGCAUUACAAAUGCACUUUCUGAAGAAGAUAGAGAAGCCCUGAUUGCCAAAUGCAAUGAUUAUCGAAAGCGGUUACUCAGUGUUAAUAUUCGUGUUCGAGUUGAUUUACGUGACAACUAUUCACCAGGUUGGAAGUUCAAUCAUUGGGAGCUCAAGGGAGUUCCAAUUAGACUUGAACUUGGGCCACGUGAUAUGAAGAGCUGUCAGUUUGUAGCUGUUAGACGAGAUACUGGAGAAAAGCUAACAGUCACUGAAAAUGAGGCUGAGACUACACUUCAAACCAUUUUGGAAGACAUCCAGAGUAAUCUUUAUACAAGAGCUUCUGAAGGCCUUAAGACUCAUAUGGUUGUGGCAAACACGAUGGAAGACUUUCAGAAGGCACUAGAUUCUGGAAAGAUUGCUCAGAUUCCAUUUUGUGGAGAAAUUGACUGUGAAGAUUGGAUCAAAAAGACCACUGCCAGGGAUCAAGAUCUUGAACCUGGUGCUCCAUCCAUGGGAGCUAAAAGCCUUUGCAUCCCCUUCAAACCACUGUGUGAACUGCAGCCUGGAGCCAAAUGCCUCUGUGGCAAGAACCCUGCCAAGUACUACACCUUAUUUGGUCGUAGUUACUAAGAGAUAAAACAGAACAGCUAUAUUCAACCGUCCUGACUUUUUAAGAAAUUGGUACUAAUAUCUUCUCAGAUAUAGCCAGUUUUUUUGAUUUUUUUGAAAAAUAAAAGUUCUAAAAGCAGGUCAUAUGAGACAAAUAACUAUUCUUAUGCAUAAAAUAACAGUGGGUUUAAAAAAAAUUUUUUUUCCCCAGUUAAUAAAUAUCAUGAA